AUGUCAGAGGUGCAGCUGGCAAAGCUAUCUAAAAGGGAGAAGAAAUCGAAACAGUUUCGUAAACCCAAGGAAUUAAGAGAAGCAGAGAAACUAGAAAAGCAAGAAUCUAAAAAGAGGAAACGAGAUGGUGAAGCUGAAGGUCAAGCUGAAGGUCAAGCUGAAGGUCAAGCUGACGGUGGCGAGGGAAAUUCUGAAGAGCUGAUAAAGAAGAAACGCAAGACUAGAAGAGGUAAAAAAGGUAAAGGGGCAACUACUGAGGGCCAUGGACCAAGAUUCAUCUUAUUUGUAGGGAAUUUACCAUAUAAUGUAAAUCAAGCACAAUUGAUUGCUCAUUUUCAAAAGAGUGCUCCUGAUAGGAUAAGAAUAAGGUCGGAAAAGGGGAUUGCAUUUUUGGAAUUUAAUAAUGAUACAAAGGACAUUCAGAGCAGGAUAGAGUCGGCUUUGAAAUUGCAUCAUCUGGAACUUAGUAAUAGGAAGAUAAAUGUUGAACUUACAGUUGGUGGGGGUGGGAAUAGUGAAAACAGGGUAGCUAAAUUGAAGGAAAAAAACGCUAAAUUGGAAGAACGGCAAAGGAACAAAAGGCUUGAAGAGGAUGAGAAGAAGAAGAAGAAGAAGGAAAAGGAUUUGAGUGGUGUUCAUCCGUCAAGAGUCGCGUUAAUGCGAUCUUGA
Lodderomyces oxycetoniae is the source of this 669-nucleotide messenger RNA. RefSeq names its product Nop6p (gene NOP6). Bases 1 to 669 code for a protein of 222 amino acids. Gene Ontology annotation, cellular component: nucleolus. Gene Ontology annotation, molecular function: rRNA binding. The record is from RefSeq and is a predicted model, not a curated record. Gene Ontology annotation, biological process: ribosomal small subunit biogenesis. The transcript has a single exon. NCBI's taxonomy places the organism in Eukaryota, Fungi, Ascomycota, Pichiomycetes, Serinales, Debaryomycetaceae.